This is a messenger RNA of Heterobilharzia americana, 606 nucleotides long. The record is from the annotation of a GenBank genome assembly. Lineage: Eukaryota; Metazoa; Platyhelminthes; Trematoda; Strigeidida; Schistosomatidae.
AUGUGGUCUAAGAAAUUGAUUAAUGAUAGUGAUGGACGACAAUAUCCAUUUUAUAAUAUUAACCAUAGUUUAUAUAAUAUUAAUAAAGGAUUAGUUAAAAAAUUAACACUUAAUUUAUAUAUUAAAGAUUAUUUUCAUCCUUCAGUUGUCUGGAAAUUACCUUUCUCUAAUGAUAUACAUUUAACAGAGAUAAAUAGAAAACAAAAAUUUUUUAUAUGGUUAAUUAUUAUUAAAUAUGAUAAAAAAUAUUCAUAUAAAGAUGAAAUAACUGUACUUAAAAAGAUAAGAUGGGAGUAUAAUUUAUAUAUGAAAAUUGAUUCAUAUAUGCCAUUAGGUAAUCGUAUACGUGAAAUUUAUGAUAUACAAAAUAAUCAAAUAAUUAUUAUGAAUCCAGAGAAAUUGUAUAAAUUACCAAUUGUAGCAACAUUUCCACCACAUUGUAAUGCUCUACAAUCAUUAAUAUGGUAUCCUAAAGAUGUACAUAAAUCACCUCGUAUACUUGUUCCACCGAAACAAAUUAUUGUUUCAUGGGAUGAAUGGGUAUAUGAUAUGCUUGGAUCAAAUAUUAGAAUUUGUAAACCUAAUGAAGUUUCAGUAAUUGAAUAG